Messenger RNA from Maudiozyma barnettii, 1245 nucleotides. RefSeq names its product C2H2-type zinc finger protein. Gene Ontology annotation, cellular component: nucleus. The coding region runs from base 1 to 1245 and encodes 414 amino acids. Lineage: Eukaryota; Fungi; Ascomycota; Saccharomycetes; Saccharomycetales; Saccharomycetaceae. Gene Ontology annotation, molecular function: DNA-binding transcription factor activity, RNA polymerase II-specific; RNA polymerase II cis-regulatory region sequence-specific DNA binding. The transcript has a single exon. Gene Ontology annotation, biological process: regulation of transcription by RNA polymerase II. The record is from RefSeq and is a predicted model, not a curated record.
AUGGAUAUUCAAGAUUUCGAUAAUAAUCAGAAUAUAAAUAUUAUUACAAAUUCAACUAGUAAUAAUAAGAAUAAUAAUAUUAUUCAACGUUCAAAAAGUUCAAGUUCAAAUUAUAUUAAUAAUAAUUCAAGUGCUUAUUUAUAUUAUCAAAAUAUUAACGAUUUAAAAUAUAUGAAUGCUUUAAAUGAAACAACAAACAACAAUAAUUAUAACAAUAGUUUCUAUUAUAAUAAUAAUGAUACUAUAAUGACUCAAUUACCGAAGUUUGAUUCGUAUACUGACGCUUAUAAUAGAUUGGCUGUAGUAGAUCCUUCUUCAAUUGGUCCCAACAACAACAACAAUAUGGAUAUGAUGUAUGGUUUAUCAUCAAUAGAUUUACAACAGCAACAGCAACAGCAACAGCAACAAGAUCCUAUGUUUACGAUUGGUAAUACUAAUAAUACCUCAAAUAGCUUUACGCCGACUCCUUUACCUGGUUCUAAUAAUUCUAAAGGGAUAUUGGCAAUGUCUUUACAAACUAUGGGAAUGCAAAUGCCUAUACAAACACCAAUGAUAGGUGGUGGUAGUGAUAGUGGUAAUAUUAAUAAUAAUAUUAAUAAUAAUGGUAACACACCUUUAUUAAUUCAUCAACCUACAAACUUUUCCUCCAAUAAUAAUAAUAAUAUUCCUAAUUUUAAUAAUAGAAAUUACAUUACCGUUAAUAGUAAUGGUAAUAAUUUAAAUGAUUCCAUUAAUUUUAAUAAUCACAUGAUUCGCUCUACCCCUAAAAACGGAUCUCAACAAUUUUCACCAUUAGAUCCAUCAACAACAACAUCAUCAUCAUCUGUCUUAUCAAACAAGAAUAACGAGACCUCCACAUCUACUACCACUACUACAACAAUUGGUGCUGAUAUUGAAUCAUUAACGAAUUAUGAUGAAAAUCAACGAUUCAAAUAUGGUUGUACCAUUUGUGGUAAAAGAUUUAAGAGACCAUCAUCUUUAAAGACUCAUAUUAAUAUUCAUACAGGAUUUAAACCUUUUAUAUGCCCUUAUAUGGAAUGUGAUAAAUCAUUUAAUGCGAAAUCUAAUAUGUUAAGACAUUAUAAAUUACAUUUUAAACUAAGAUCAGGUGCUUAUAUUUUACCAGAUGGUCAUAUUUCUUUAAAUAAACCAACUUCAAAACAAUUAUUUAAAAAUAAUUUAAGUCAUUCUACUACUACUAGUAAUAAAAAUAAAAAGACAAUAGUUGACCACACUCAAAGGUGA